CAAGAUGUGUUCGAGAUUUAAAAGUUGCACGUUGUUUAUGUUUUCGUUUCUAGGACUUGAGAAAUCUUAUUGUUUGUUGUCGUGUGCUUAGAAAUCAAUAGUUGGUUAAAUAUUUAUUAAUUUAACUUGAGGAAUGUAAUUAUAUUAAUUGCAUUUUAUAUUAGUGUGUGAUGUUUUUUUAAUUCAAAAUAGGGUACCGGUAUUUAAAUUAAAACAGAGAAUUUAAUCUGUUUCUUAAAAUAAUACAGCAAUUAAAGGAUGGGAACACAGGACUACUAAUACGAUAUCAUAAAUUUGAAUAUGUGCAGAUAACGAUAUUAAUUUAAUAAUGGAGAUGAAGAAUAGUAAUGAAAUUACUGAAGAUACUAAAGAUGUAGAUUUUAAAGAUGAUAAUGUAGAGAAAUAUUUUGAAGAUGAGUUUGAAUCUGAUUCUGAAGAUAACAUUCCUAAAAAAAAUGAAAAUAAUCAGAAAAGAAAAAAUAACAAAAAAGUUCUUCUAAAAAGAAGAUGGAGUGAUAAUCCAACAAUUAUUAGAAGAAAUAAAAUUAAAACUUCUAUUAGAGAUGUAAAACAUGUCUACAGUGCUAAAGAACACUCUUAUGCUACUGAACGACUUCUUUCAGCAAAGAAACAUGAACUUACUGAUUUGAAUAAUAGAAUUAAAGAUUUAGAGAGACAAUUAAAGGAAGUGCAUCAAGAAAAUAGACUUUUAAAAAGAUUUCAAGCAAGACAAGAAAGAGAAUUUUUUAAAAUUGAAACUGCAAAAGGAGAAUUACCAGAUAUUUUACAAUCACAUAGUGAAGAAGUAUAUGCAUUAAAAAAACAUGUGAAAAAAGGAAGAGAAAAAAAUAGAGAGUUGACACAAAGUCUUAAAGCUAAAAAUAUAGAAAUUCAGUUAUUAAAGAUGGAACUAAAUGAAUUUAAACAAUUAUGUGAAAAGAAACAACUCCCAGAAAGAGAAGAAUUGCAAAAGAAAAUUGAACAUUUAGAAAAAGAACUCUGUUAUCAAAAUGCUUCAGUUCAGGAGCUAACAAGAAAAUUGCAAUUAGCAAACAAAGUUCAUAAGCAGGAAAUGUUAGCUAAAGUAGCUCAUUUUAAACAAUCUCAAGAGCAAUUGACUCAACUUCAAGUUAAAUAUGAAGAACUGAAGUUAUGUUUAAAAGAAAAAGAACUGAAAUUAGAGAGAGAUUUUAUAUAUAGUAACAGACUGCUAAAGUAUCCUAGUAAUAAUAAUAGUAGGGCUUCAAAAAAUAAAAAGGAUGUUGAGACUAUUAAUUCAAAUUCAAAAUCCAGAUUAAAUGAAUCAGCUGAAAAGAAAAACCAUUUGGAAAUGUCACAGGAAGAGGAUGUUACAAAGGAAAAUGAAGGUGAAUUCAAAACAGACAGUUAUGAAUGUCUGUCAGCAGAAACUUCUGAAGACAGACAAGAGUCAUUAUUUGAGUUUUCAUCAGAAAAAAAGUCUGUAAUUAAUAAUAAUUUAGAUGAUUCAGAUUUAAAUCUUAAGUUAACAUCUUCAAGAGGAUUAAAUUCUUCAAUGUCGGCUAAUGAUAACAAGAAAGUUAAUCAUUUUGGACCUGUUUCUAAUAGUGGACCUAAAAGCAAGGAAUAUGAAGAUGAUAAAGUUAAUUCUGCAGGUAGUAAUGUUUCAUAUAAAUUAAAUGAAAAAUUAGAUGACUACCUAACAAAAACUAGCAGUGGUAAAUCUAAAGGACUAAAUGAGGAUAGGAUUAACUCUAUGAGUGAUAAUACAUCAGAUCACUUUAAUGAAAUAAAACCAGACAAAGAUCAAAAAGAUGCACUGCUAACUGAAUCUCAAACAUUAAGUAAAGAAGAAUCUAAUGAGGAUGAAAAUCAAAAUUUUGAAAACUUGUUGAGAAAGAGAUCUUCAAGUACGCCACGUGGUUAUUUAAAAGCUUAUUUAAAUGAUGUAGAGAAAGAAGAAAAUGAAUAUUCUUUUUAUGAAACAUCUUCAUCUAAAAAUAACAAGAGAGAUGUAAAUGAAAAUCAAGAAAAAUCAACUUUAAUUGAAGAACUGUUUGGCUCACGCAGUCAACAAUCUUCCUCACUUGGUGCUGAAGAUAAUGAUUUUCUCAAGCAGCUAUCACCAAUAAAAAGUUCAUGUAAUGAGUUUAAGUCACACAGUUUUGAUUAUCAAGACAAUUUUGAACAUCUUAAUGAUUUACAUAAAAAUUUGGAUGAACAUGAUUCAUCAAAUCAUAUUUCUCAACUCUUUCAACAAUCUGUAAACUUGACUGAAACUUCCAUAAGUAAAACAAGUUCAGAAAAUAUUUUCCGAAGAAAUUCUAGACACCAACACAGUUAUGUUGAUUUUUGACAACUCUGAUACUUAAUCAAAAAAAUUUUUUUGUAUAAUGCUUAUUGAAUUUGUUUGGCAUAAUUAGUAUUUAUAUUAAUAUAUAUUAUUUAUUUUAUUUUCACAUAAAAAUUUUAUUAUGUGAUUUAUUUA
Molecule: messenger RNA, 2467 nt
Organism: Centruroides sculpturatus (bark scorpion)
Lineage: Eukaryota; Metazoa; Arthropoda; Arachnida; Scorpiones; Buthidae
Product: lebercilin-like
Exons: 9
Coding region: 329-2335 (668 amino acids)
Biological process (GO): intraciliary transport
Cellular component (GO): axoneme
Source: RefSeq, a predicted model, not a curated record